AUGGCGCGCUCGGACAUGCAGUAUGGCCAGGACCCGGCCUUUCCGGUCUCCAGGAACCGGUGGUCGAUCGACUCCGCCUCGCGAUCAAUCUCCAAGCGAAAUGCCCGCAAGGGCUCCAAAGCCUCGAGUAUGGAAGGCCCUUCAAACAUAGAUUCGGAUUUGUCGCGAGAGCCAUUGCCCUUUCCGGCAUACUCCGACCCAUCUCUAUCGUCAGAGCCGAGGGAGUACGGCUCCAUGCGCUCCACCAAGACGACCCCAGCAAUGAACGCAAGUGACUCGGCUGGAAAAUUCGACUCAACCUUCUUCCUCUCGGGCGCGGGGAUCAAUGACUACAUGGACGGCCUCGACAAUCGUUCCCACAAGAACAAGCACGGGAAGCCAAAGGUGCAUAUCAAGCCCAUGCUUCGAAAGAUGUCGCGCGACGAGGCGACCUCGCAGUCGAUUGACCUCUCCCGCUCCUCCACUGAACAGGAGGGACUGGGCAUCUUUCUGAACCUGGAACGAGAGCGAGAACGCCGCGAAAGUGAAUCGCUGACGGGCGCACCAUAUCGUCGAACGACCUCCGGCAUGCACCACCGAUCGACGAGUGGAACGUCGCAAUUCUCGAUCACGACCGGAUCGAGCGGAGGCAAGCCAGCAUCGCAGUAUGUGUAUCCACUGCGUCCAACGCCCCGCGCAUACACACCUCCCUUGAGUCAGUCGUACCAGACAUCGGCCAAUGAGAGCGAUGACCUGGAUGAGGGAAGCCCGGAAACCCAGGCAAAGAUGCUGUCGGGUGCAGAGCCUCCCCGGACAGCUCGUGCCUCCUCGGGUCCAAUCCCACGUUUAUCCUUACAGAUCGAUGACGACUCAUUUACCCGCUUGCCGGGUAUCUCCCAGACCAACGUCACUGGUCGCCCAUCGUUCGGAUACUCGCGCGAUAACGGAAGCAUCGUGGACACCGCAUCGCCCAUCUCACGCCCCUCGCUGGACCAUGUUUUUCGAAGCCGCACUCGGACCAGUACGGAUCCCGUCUCAAGAGCCGCAACCAUCCAAGCGGCACGGCAGGCGUUCGAGGAGAAAGAGGCCGCCAAGGCUCGCCGCCUCGAGAAGCAACAGAUCAAGGCGGAUGAGCGACAGACCCGGCGCUUGGUAAAGCGCAACUCGCCCGAAGCCCAGGGCUCUCCAGCCACCCAGUCUCGGGAAGAAAUUUCCGAAAAGAAGGGGAACAACAAGGACAACCAGUGGGCCAAGGCAUACAGCGAUGAGCCGUCUGUAUCGUGGAAGUCCCAAUCGAAGAGCAACUGGGUGCUCUUCAUGACGUGGCUCCGCACGCGGGUGUUCAAGUUCCGUCGACGAAUUCGCAAGAUGACCUGA
Messenger RNA from Penicillium daleae, 1356 nucleotides. RefSeq lists its product as uncharacterized. The transcript has a single exon. NCBI's taxonomy places the organism in Eukaryota, Fungi, Ascomycota, Eurotiomycetes, Eurotiales, Aspergillaceae. The record is from RefSeq and is a predicted model, not a curated record. The coding region runs from base 1 to 1356 and encodes 451 amino acids.